UUACUAAUUAUUAUUUUUUUACGUUUUAUCAGUAAUAUAGUUAAAUUUUUAUUGUCUAGUCUAGACACAACUUUUUCGUUUCUUUUUUUUUUAUAUUUUAUAAAUACAUUUCAACGAUGACAUUUAGAUUAUUUUGACGAAUUCAUAUUUGUAAAAAUUCUUAUAAAUAACUAGUACAGCAAUAAAAUCCCUAAAGAAAACACUAAAAUGUUUUUACUAUAGUAUAGCAGACUACGCAAACUUGCACAGCUGUAGAGUGGGGAAAAAUUAACCGGUGCGUUUUCUUGUAUAUUUUUUAAACCACGUCUGUGCAGUCAGCACGAGUCAAAAAAGAUUGCAAUAUAAACCGUAAUAACCUUACUGUGCCUUGCUUAGUUUAAUUCGUUUGAUAAAUAAAAAAAAGCUUUCAGAAAAAAUGAAUUACUAUAAUUCUACAGAAGGUCUUCCUUCGUCCGACUCCAAUAAUCAUAAUUCCCAAAUGCAAUUUAAUGACAGAGUGCGACUAACACCUGAAGAACAGAGAGUUUUGUCUCAAUGUCUAAAAGAAGGAAUUGUUACUAGAGCUAUACCAUUAGCAAUAUUAGGUGGUGUAGGUGCAUUUGCAGGAGCAAAAUUUGGAAUAUUAUCUCACGCACGAUGGGGAGCAAAACCAGCUGUAAUAGGUUUUAGUCUACUGGGUUACUUUAUAGGUAGAAUAUCAUACAGCAAUGUCUGUGUGCAAAGGGUUCUAGAAGUUCCUGAUGGCAAUAUGAGAAAAAUAUUGCCACAUUUGAAUAAAUCAAAACCAAGGGAAAAUAUUGAUGAUAUACCAAUGAAUUAUGUAACAGUUGAAGGAGAAAAAAACCCAGAUCAAUUGUGGACACGUCAAAGUGUAUCAACAGAUAUUGAUAUAGCAUCAACUAGUUCUUUUGAUACAAUUCCAUCAGAUUAUUAUCCAACACGAUCUGAAACAUUGACACAAGAACCCAAAAACUACACUAGUUAUGAUGAUUUGAGAAACAAAAAUAGGCAAGAAUAUAACAGCAGACUUUACCCAGAAGGUAAAAGAAACAUACCACAGCAAGGGUAUGCUGCUCCUGCACCUAUAGAGCCUCCAGUUUACAGAAGACCAGAGCCAAGAGAUCAAUACCUAGAGGGAACUCAAAAGAACAAGUAUGGCGAUGUAUGGGGAACAUAAUAUGUUAUGUUUUAAAAAUUUUUAAAAAAUAGUGUAAAAAUAUUAUAGAAAGAUUCAUAAAUCUGGUGAUUGAUUUUGUAUCAUAUAUUUUCAAAAUCAAAAUCUUUAUUAUUUAAU
Trichogramma pretiosum is the source of this 1294-nucleotide messenger RNA. RefSeq names its product OCIA domain-containing protein 1 (gene asrij). Lineage: Eukaryota; Metazoa; Arthropoda; Insecta; Hymenoptera; Trichogrammatidae. Gene Ontology annotation, cellular component: endosome. The transcript has 6 exons. The coding region runs from base 416 to 1177 and encodes 253 amino acids. The record is from RefSeq and is a predicted model, not a curated record.